Pseudophryne corroboree (corroboree frog) is the source of this 5224-nucleotide messenger RNA. RefSeq names its product B2 bradykinin receptor-like. Gene Ontology annotation, cellular component: external side of plasma membrane; membrane. Bases 317 to 1426 code for a protein of 369 amino acids. Gene Ontology annotation, biological process: smooth muscle contraction; cell chemotaxis; vasoconstriction. Gene Ontology annotation, molecular function: C-C chemokine receptor activity; bradykinin receptor activity; C-C chemokine binding. The record is from RefSeq and is a predicted model, not a curated record. The transcript has 3 exons. Lineage: Eukaryota; Metazoa; Chordata; Amphibia; Anura; Myobatrachidae.
GAAUACAAGGAAAGGCUUGAAAGACUAGGCAUGUUUACAUUGGAAAAGCGGAGACUAAGAGGGGAUAUGAUCAACAUCUACAAAUAUGUAAGGGGACAAUACACAGAGCUUGCGCGGGACCUGUUUUUGGUUAGAUCAACACAGAGGACUCGUGGACACUCGCUCAGGUUAGAGGAGAGGAGAUUCUGCACAAUACGUCGUAAAGGCUUUUUCACGAAACCUAUGGACAUCUAAGAGGAGACCGCAAACACAGCAUGUGACGAAGAAGAGGACAGAAGGCGGGAGGUCUGGACAGUAAGGUAAAAGGAUAAAAAAAAUGGGAAUGAACAUCAACAACUUGACCAUGAGAACAGGUGCUAACAACACCACCGUACAUUUGACGUUUUCCACGCCUGAUGAAUUUAACACCUGCGUUUCACCUGAAGGACUUGACUGGAUCAUUGCCUACCAACCAGUUUAUAUGUGGAUUGUUUUUGUCUUGGGAUUCAUAGAAAACCUGUUUGUCAUCUUGAUCUUUUUGCUUCACAGAAACCGCUGCACAGUGGCAGAGAUCUACCUGGGGAACAUGGCAGCUGCAGAUCUGAUUUUUGUUAGCGGGCUGCCCUUCUGGGCCAUUUCUAUAUCUAACAAAUUCUACUGGCCCUUCGGUAGCUUUCUCUGCUUCACGGUCAAUUCCCUGAUCCAGCUGAAUCUGUUCAGCAGCAUCUACUUCCUCAUGAUGGUCAGUAUAGACCGGUACUUGGCUUUAGUGAAGACCAUGUCCUUUGGCCGAAUGAGGGGAGCUGGAUGUGCCAAGGUGAACUGUGUAAUCAUUUGGGUCUUCGCCAUAGUAGCGAGUUUGCCCAAAGUCGUGUUCCGAAGAGUGGACUUUAUCCCUAGUAUAAACACUACCGCCUGUGUUAUAUUACCACCCACCGACAACUGGCACAUUGCCACAAAUAUCAUAAUGACCAUUUUUGGCUUCUUAAUUCCAGCCAUCGUCAUUGCAUUCUGCACUGCCCAGAUUAUACACGCUCUGCGGAAUAACACCAUGCAGCAAUUCAAAGAGAUCAACAACGAGAAAAAGGCCACCUGGUUGGUUCUGGCAGUGCUCUUGGUGUUUAUAAUCUGCUGGCUCCCGUUCCAUAUUUUUACCUUUAUUGACACUCUGGAUUUAUAUGAAGUUCUCCCCUUAUGCUCCUUGAGCAUGUUUACUGAAAUUGGAAACCAGAUCUCAACCUAUAUUGGCUAUAGCAAUAGCUGCAUCAACCCACUUCUCUACGUCAUAGUCGGGAACCAUUUCCGGAGAAAGGCAAAAGAGGUCUACUGGCAACUCCAAUCAAAAAUAAGGCCACCGAGAAAGGCGUCGCUCCCAAUGAGUUAUUCGGGGGUCACCGUACGGACCUCAAUUUCUAUGGGGCAGCAAAAAAUAAUUUUGAAGCAAUGAAACCUGUGCUGUAGCAUUAGGCAACGCACUAUGGUGAAGGACAACUUUUUUUUUCUUCAGUACUGAACACAACUUGGAAUAAGCUACCGUUAUUUAUUGUCUCUGGGAUGUUUCUUGUUUAUAGACUGUAUCGUACGAUUUUUCACACUUACCGUGUUAGCUGUCUUCUCCUGUUAGAACUGCCUUAUUUGGGAGGACGCUGAAAUGUCUUUGGUUAGGUGGUAGGAAUUACAGCUGGACAGUUUGAGAGCAAUGACUUAAAAAACGUACAAUUUUUGUAUCAUUGCAGGUUCUGCGAUUCCUCACCUACUGUAUGACCUAUUCUCAAAUGACAAUGUAGUCUGCUAUCUUAAACUUACUUACAAUUAUUGUUGAGGAACUAAGACUAAUUUUAAGAAACUUGUGGACCUCAAGGUAAUGCUGAGGUCCAAAUCAAAGACUUAAUGGUGCAACCCAGAGCUGUCAAGGAGGCUUCACAUGAGGGAUCUUUGAGAUUUUAUUGGUUGUCCCUAGCUGUUCUUAAAUGACCAUAAUCUGACAUUUCUCAAACUCGGUCCGAAGGCACCCUAACAAUCCAAGUUUUACAGAAAUCUAUGCUUAAGCACUGGUGAUUUAAUUAAUACCUCAGUCAGUCUGAUGUAACUAUCUGUAUUUAAGCAUGGAUAUCCUUCAAAACUCUGAACUGUUAAUGUGCUUUGAGGACCAAGUUUGAGAAACCCUGCAAAACUUGUUACUAAAGGGCUAUUGUCUUCAAGAGUACAUGUCUGAUUUAUCAUGCGUGUUGGAAUAAAACAUAUCAACAGAAAUACUAUUGUAAUUUUAGAAAAAUAAUAGUACGUAAUUAAGUCCAGCUUUUUUUCUGUACAUCAGUCAUCAGAAUCAAAAUCACGGACAUUGUCAGACUCAGUAAUUCCUGCUGUUCUAUUAUACGAAUAACAGCUUUGAUGGGAGCCGGAAUGAGGGUUAUAAAAAUUCUUUACAUAUCAAUGGAUGAAUAAUUACAGCUUAUUUAAACAAAGAAUUUAAAAAACGUAUCUUGUAUUGUACAUUUCAAUGACAUGAUUUCUCUACUAAACAUGGAGAUUGAAUGCAGAUUGAGUCUCACAUAUCCAAAAUGCUUGGGACCAGAAAUAUUUUGGGUAUUGGAUGUUUCCGUACAUCGGAAUGUUUGCAUACCAUAACGAGAUAUCUUGGGGAUGGGACCCAGAGUGCAUUUAGGCUUCAUAGACACCGUAUACACACACCGUGAAGGUUAUUUUAUACUUUUUUUUUAUAUUUUGUGUAUUUAACAAAGUUUGUGUAUAUUUUAGAUUUUGGACAUGGGAGACUCAAGCUAUGUUUGUAUGUGUGUAAAUAAAUAAAUAAAUCUAUCUAUCUAGUGUGUGUAUACACACACACACACACACACACACACACACACACACACACACACACACACACACACACAGUGUAUGCAUAGUGUAAAUGAGUGACUCUCUGUCUUUUUAUACUGUAUAUAUAUUUCUAAAUACAGGUAUAUAAAUUUUAACAAAGAAAUUGCAAUUUAGGAUGUUUUAUGUAUAGUUAUUGGUUGAAGCAAGUCCGAUAAAAUAAUUAGUCCAUCAUAUUGGAGAUUAUUUCAUCUAUAACUUCCAGCAUCUACAGGAUAUACGCUUUCAUUGAUGAUAAUAUCUGAUUGAAUGCUCUCUGUAUAAAGUUAGUACAUGAGUCACAAUGAGAAUGUGUAUAUUUAUAUUCAGGGUAUUCUCAUAAACCAUAUAACCGUUCUUGUCUGUAUACGGUGGUUAAUGUGGAUAAUGACACAAAUUGUGAACACUGUCUCUCUAGGGCUGAUGCACGCUAACAUCUACUAUGAAUUAUAGGUAUACAGUAGUUCAGAAGUAAGCACAUAUUUCUUACAGAUAUAUUAUCUAUAAGCACCGUCAGAGUCGGAUUGUUUAUAUUAUUUCUUACAUCAUGUUCUAUUCAUUUGCAGAUUAUUGGUUUGAUGAGCUCUUUAGAGACUAAUAAAUGUCCCGUUCUACAUUCACCUUGAGAUAUAUUUUGACUUACCACAGGGAUAGGCAAUCUGCGGAUCUACUGUACAUACAUACAGACAGAAGUUUUUGUUUUUUAUUUUAAUCCCCACCAAGAUUUUAAUAGGAAAGUACCACACACCAGGAAUAACCCCUGAUCGGUUGUCUCUCACCAGUUUUUAAGCAAAAUUAUGUUCCUGAAAUGAAAUUCCUACAGUUACCAAAGUAAUUCAUAUUUUAUCAAUGUUUCUAAUUUACAAAAAACAAACAAACAAACAAACCCCAUUUUGAUGGCUGUCACCAUAGGGGUCAUUCAGAGUUAAUCGCUCGCCGUUUUUCGCAGCGCAGCGAACAGGUUACUACUGCGCAUGUGUUGACCACUCUCUUCUCAUACAAACACUGCAAUCCCUAGGUAUUCAGGACACAGCCCUUUCUUGGUUCCUAUCCUACCUAUCUUAUCGCUCCUUUAGUGUUCGCUUCUCUGAAUCUACCUCCUCUUCGCUACCUCUCUCAGUUGGAGUACCGCAAGGCUCAGUCCUAGGUCCUCUGCUUUUCUCUAUCUAUACCUCAUCUCUUGGUAAACUAAUCAACUCUUUCGGAUUUCAGUACCAUCUUUAUGCAGAUGAUACUCAAAUCUACCUAUCCUCCCCUGACUUGUCACCAUCUGUACUGGACCGUGUCACUGAAUGCCUGUCUGCCAUUUCAUCCUGGAUGACAUCUCGCCACCUCAAACUUAAUAUUUCCAACACAGAGCUACUUAUAUUUCCACCGGACAAUAGUAGUUACCAACCUGAUAUCUCUAUCACUGUUGAUACAAUCAACCCUACCCCACAAGCUCGCUGCCUAGGUGUCAUUCUUGACUGAACUGUCCUUUGUUCCCCAGAUUCAAUCUUUCUCAAAAUCAUGUUUUAUACAUCUAAGAAACAUUUCCAAAAUACGACCAUAUCUUACACAUGAUACAGCAAAAACUCUAAUCCAUGCUCUCAUUAUCUCCCACAUUGAUUACUGAAAUAGUCUCCUGACUGGUCUUCCCAUACAUAGGCUCUGACCACUACAAUCCAUUCUGAACGCAGCUGCAAAACUAAUCUUCCUCGCUAGACGUUCAUCGUCUGCAGAUCCACUCUGUCAGUCCCUCCAUUGGUUACCGGUAUUCUACCGUAUUCAAUAUAAAAUACUGUUACUUACACACAAGGCUAUUAACCAAACUGCACCAUCAUACAUCUCCUCACUCAUCUCAAAAUAUCUCCCUACCCGACCUCUCCACUCUGCACAAGAUCUGCGUCUCUCAUCCACACGUAUUACUUGUUCCUACACAAAAUUACAGGACUUUAUCAGAGCUUCACCCACUCUGUGGAAUACCCUCUCACGCACAAUAAGACUCACCUCUAGUCUCCAAACCUUUCAACGUUCCAUGAAAACUCACCUCUUCAGACAGGCCUAUCAAAUUCCAGACCCACCCACAUAACCUUCAGUGCUUCCCUAUCUAAUUCCAUCCUCUCUGUACAGUCCACAUAACAUCACAUAUUUUGUCUUUCUUUACUCUCACAUCCUCCUGACCCUUGGCCAACAUUGCUGGGUAAUCAAACCCAUUAAGAACCUAGCAAUCUGGUGGUCCUUUAUGCAAUAGGUAGCAUCUAUCCUUGUGUAUCAAUGCCAACUUUCCUAUAGAUUGUAAGCUUGCGAGCAGGGCCUUCCUACCUCUAUGUCUGUCUGUUUUUGCCCAGUUUUGUUCUAUUACUGUUGUUCUAAUUGUAAAGCUCAACGGAAUAUGCUGCGCUAUAUA